Strongylocentrotus purpuratus (purple sea urchin) is the source of this 4240-nucleotide messenger RNA. Its product is annotated as stress-70 protein, mitochondrial-like. The coding region runs from base 208 to 2322 and encodes 704 amino acids. The transcript has 13 exons. The record is from RefSeq and is a predicted model, not a curated record. Gene Ontology annotation, cellular component: mitochondrion; cytoplasm. Gene Ontology annotation, biological process: cellular response to unfolded protein; protein refolding. Gene Ontology annotation, molecular function: ATP hydrolysis activity; misfolded protein binding; ATP-dependent protein folding chaperone. NCBI's taxonomy places the organism in Eukaryota, Metazoa, Echinodermata, Echinoidea, Camarodonta, Strongylocentrotidae.
ACAUCAUGCAUGCAGCGACGCGACGCUCCGGUUAAAUGCCCAUGCAUGGAUAUUGCGUUGCGAAACACGUGUAUACUGUACCUUUUGUAUGCAAGCCCAAUGUAAAAUUCGUAUGCGCAACACCUACCCACGUUUGUGUCCACGGUAAACUCACAGAGCUCGAACAUUUUCAUUCUUUCGAGCUGAAACAAGGUGAACAAGUUCAAUAUGUUGACGGCAGCAAAAAUAGCAACGAAUUGCCUUCGAGGUACAUCUAGCUGUGUGAAGCAGAUUUCUCAGCAAAGACAUUUUUCCAGCAUUUUGAGAUCGAGCACAUGCAGUGUAUUAAACUCAGACGCCAGACAUCAUCAGAGGCACCCAUCAAGAUGUUACGCAUCAGAAACAGUCCGGGGAGCCGUCAUUGGUAUAGAUCUGGGAACCACAAACUCCUGCGUUGCAAUCAUGGAGGGUAAAACACCAAAGGUACUGGAGAAUGCAGAAGGAGCCCGAACGACGCCCUCUGUGGUGGCAUUUACAAAGGAUAAUGAGAGACUAGUUGGUAUGCCAGCCAAGAGGCAGGCUGUCACGAAUGCAGAGAACACUCUUUAUGCCACAAAACGUCUAAUUGGAAGGAGAUUCGACGAUCCUGAAACACAGAAAGACAUUGGAACGGUAUCAUAUAAAAUCGUCAAGGCUUCAAAUGGCGAUGCUUGGGUGAAGGCCAAUGAAAAGGUCUACUCUCCCAGUCAAGUGGGUGCGUUUGUCCUUACCAAGAUGAAGGAAACGGCAGAGAACUACCUGGGGACACCAGCCAAGAAUGCAGUCGUCACAGUACCAGCUUAUUUCAAUGACUCACAAAGACAGGCAACUAAAGAUGCAGGUCAGAUUUCUGGAUUGAAUGUAUUGAGAGUUAUCAAUGAACCCACUGCUGCAGCCCUUGCCUACGGAAUGGACAAAUCAGGAGACAGUGUCAUCGUUGUUUACGAUCUUGGUGGCGGAACCUUUGAUGUGUCGGUUCUUGAGAUCCAGAAGGGAGUAUUUGAAGUGAAAUCAACCAACGGAGAUACAUUCCUUGGAGGAGAGGACUUUGACAAUACACUUGUCAACUUCCUUGUCGGAGAGUUCAAGAAAGAUUCUGGCAUUGAUGUGACCAAAGACACCAUGGCAUUACAGAGGGUGAGAGAAGCAGCAGAGAAAGCCAAGAUCGAACUCUCAAGCGCUCUUCAGACGGACAUCAAUCUACCCUACCUGACCAUGGACCAGUCUGGACCUAAGCACAUGAACCUGAAGCUGUCCAGAGCCAAGUUUGAAUCCCUGACAGAGCACUUGAUCAAGAGGACCGUGGAGCCAUGUAAGAAGGCCAUUCAAGAUGCUGAGAUCAACAAGUCGGAUAUCAAGGAGGUUCUGCUCGUCGGUGGAAUGUCCAGGAUGCCAAAGGUUCAAACGCUAGUCCAGGAGUUGUUUGGACGUCAGCCCAGUAAGUCUGUCAACCCUGACGAAGCUGUCGCUGUAGGAGCCGCUAUCCAGGGCGGAGUCCUUGCUGGUGAUGUCACCGAUGUUCUCCUCUUGGACGUCUCGCCCCUUUCCCUUGGUAUUGAGACCCUCGGAGGAGUCUUCACCAAGCUUAUCAACAGGAACACCACCAUCCCCACCAAGAAAGCACAGGUAUUCUCCACAGCAGCUGAUGGUCAGACGCAGGUCGAGAUCAAAGUAUGUCAGGGAGAGAGGGAGAUGGCUGGAGAUAACAAGACACUUGGACAGUUCCAACUGAUUGGUAUCCCUCCAGCACCACGUGGAGUUCCUCAGAUCGAAGUGACCUUUGACAUCGAUGCUAACGGUAUUGUGAAUGUAUCUGCCAGGGACAAGGGAACUGGAAAGGAACAACAAAUUGUGAUCCAGUCAUCGGGUGGUCUUAGCAACGAUGAGAUCGAGAACAUGGUCAGAGCUGCAGAGAAGUUCGCUGCUGAGGACAAGAUCAAGAAGGAGCGUGUCGAGAUCGUCAACUCUGCGGAGAACAUCGUCCAUGACACAGAGACCAAGAUGGAGGAGUUCAAGGAGCAGUUGCCCGAGGAGGAGUGUGCCAAGCUGAAGGAACAGAUCACCACGGUCAAGGACGUCCUGGCCGACAAGGACAACAAGAGCCCUGAAGACAUCAGGGAAGCAUCGUCAGCUCUGCAGCAAGCAUCGCUCAAGCUCUUUGAGAUGGCUUAUAAGAAGAUGGCAUCGGAGCGUGAAUCAUCAGGUGGGUCCAGCUCAGAUACAACCUCAGAUUCAACCUCGGAUUCAAGUUCAGAUUCAACCUCAGAUUCAAGCAGUAAAGACCAAGAGAAGAAAGAAAACUAAGAUGUCCAUGUCGUGUAUAGAUUCUAAGAUAUAUAACUAAUAGGUGCAUCUACAUGUUUUGAUAUUGUAUACCCAUGCGAAUACAGAUGUUACGCUCUUGAUAAGGUUCAAAUUGCCCUAAUGACUGGUAAGUUCUUGAGAAAAGAAUUAUGUACAGCAAGAAGAAGAUAUAAAGAGUGAUGUUGUAUCUGAAAAAAGGAUAUUUAUGCGGAAGUGUGACUGUUCUAUUGGCUACAGAUUUGUAGAGUCGUGUGUACGAAGCAUCCUGUAAGCUGUAUAACCAUGUGCUUAUUGGUCAAUUAUAUAGGAUUCUUAAAUGAAGCUUUGUUUAUAUCCUUUUGUCAUAUGGACCAGUAUUAGAAAUACAAUUAGUACAAAAAGGCAUUUGUGUGUACAUAACAGUUUGAGAUGAUCAUUACCUACUGUCUUUAUGAACUGUUACUAGUAUUAUUGGCAACAUGCUGCUAUCAAAUGGAAUAGGGGUUAUGAUGUCAAGGCUAAUGAGUUUUGAAGAAUACAUACUUACAAUUAUUGAGUCUUUUUGUGUGCAGAAGGGCAUAAACUCAAAUCAUUUUUCUGUUUGUUUGAAAGAUACCCUGCAGGCUCUCAGCAGAGGGUACAUAUAUAAUUUCUAAUUGUGUAAGGAUAAUGUUGAAUAUUUAUUACAGGGGGGAGGGGGAGUAUUUUGUAUGUCUUGAUUGUUCUGAGUACCAAAAGAUUAAAGACUUUAAUUUCUGUAUGAAUAGGGUAAAUGAUAUUGUUUUUAAUGAAUAUAUCAUUUUCGUUACUUUUAAAAUACUGUACAUCAUUAACUUCAAUAUAUUUAAGAAGUGUUCUCUAUUUGAUGAUAAAUUAUUGUUUUGCUUACAUCCUCAUCAUAUCUGACAUGUAUGUGCUACUUGUUUGAAAUACACGUACCGUGGAAAGUCGUUAUAACGAGGUCCUUGGGACCAUGGAUAAUACCUUGUUAUAUCGGGGUAAAAAAACAGAUAAUAUAGAGCUGGGACCAGCCAAAUGACCUUGUUGUAACAGAUGCCUCAUUAUCAGAGCUCUUCAUAUCAAGUUUCCAUUGUACUUUAUUUGCCAUUGAGGCAAGUGUAAAGCACAUCCUCGCCUGCACCAAAUCCUAGGAUAUUUGUAGUAGCUAUAUCUGUAUCGUGGACAAAUGACACUUAUUGAUCAAUGACAAUGACAAUCCGUUUAGCACAAUGCUGUAAAUUUGUCACCUAGCCUUACUGAUUCCACACUGAUUAUAGCUAGACCAAGUCUUUUCCAUUCGAGGUAAUGUCAAGUUUGUGUUCAGUCUGGUUGCCGGUCUUGUAGUAGGACUGGGGUUUUUAGUUGUGCAUCAAAUUGAGCCGGCUUCUCACACAUUAAUUCCUCAUUCAUAUAAUACAUUAUUUAGUCGAACCAUAAUAAUUCACAUGCUGGUAUUUCAUGUCGUGUUUUUGUACCCCUUGUUGAUAAUACCUUUUGAACUUUUAAAAGUCAUAUUUUGUAUGUUGAUUGAUGAGAUCAGUAUCAUAAUGUAUUCAAAUUGUUGCACUUUCCGAAGGGGCUAGCUCCAUUUGGCAAGCCCAGCUCAAAAGCAUGUCCAGGGACCAGUUUCACAGAGCCUUUUUUCAAUAACAAAUGACAAAAAUCAGUGACAAGUCUGCUGAUAACCAAUCAGAAGCGAGGAUUUCACUAGCUUUUAACAAAAGCUGUCAUUUGUCACUGAUGACAAGUUCUAUGAAACAUGCCUGUCACAAUUAGGUUGACAGAGUAGACUUCCUUACAUUGCAAUACGUUAUGAAAAAGGUCUGUUUUGAAAAUAUAAUUGUGAAAAACAUGUUCAAAUCUAUGAUGAAAGAUGAUUUCAUUGUAAUUUGCCUACUUCCAUUGCAGUGAAAAAUAAAUGUGAUUACUACUGGUGAAA